GGUCCCAUAAAAGCUGUAAAUGCAUGUCCAGCUUGGUGGUUGUGGCUACGGCUGAGCUGCAUUUGCAUCGCAGCUGGUGCUAACGAGCUGAGGUUGGCGCGAGUACAACCCCCCCUCCCCCCGGCCAUGCUUUUUUUCCCUUUCUUACUAUUCUUGACUGUUUUAUCCCAUUCUCUUCUAAUCCCCCUACUCCUCACAAAUCAUUGGCAUGGACUGCAGUAA
Molecule: messenger RNA, 222 nt
Organism: Bipolaris oryzae ATCC 44560
Lineage: Eukaryota; Fungi; Ascomycota; Dothideomycetes; Pleosporales; Pleosporaceae
Exons: 1
Source: RefSeq, a predicted model, not a curated record